AUGGAUGGGUUCUCACCACCCUCCUCUGGCACAAACAUCAAACUUCUCAUUGCCCUAAUCUUCCAUGUAGGCUCCCUGGUUCGCCAACGUCAAGACAAAAACCAAACUCAACGGCUAUACUUUCGCUCUCUCACUUCACCACCGAUCGACAUUUUCCCCGGAAUCAUAAAUCCGACGAAACUCUCGCACAAUCAUUUGAACCCUAAAACCAAGUCACACCACCUCACCUCCGAUGCAUUUCUAUUUUUGGUAACCACUUCAUCAACAGAUCACGUCUCAAUUCAUCAUCAUCAUCAUCGUCAUCGAUAUAAGCUCAUCACUUUCUUCAAAUUGACCUUUGGUUCUUCCCAACCAGGGUUCGUUUGUUGUUGUUCUGUUGAUGUUGCUUUGAGUCCUAUUCACAUAGAAUCCAGUUUCAUUCAUAACCGGAACAAAUCCAUUGUCAUAUACCUAACUGUCGCUGAUUCUGUGAUUCCCAUGUGUAUUCUGGAAUCCGAUUCCAUUGCUUCAGUAAAACUCAGGAUUCAAACAUGUAAAGGGUUUCUAGUGAAGAAACAGAAGCUAGUUUUCGAAGGAAAAGAAUUAUCAAGAAACAACACUCUUCUUACAGACUACGGUGUUUCAAGUGGUGAUGUCCUUCAUUUAAUUCUCAGGGUCUCUAACCUUCUUGUAAUCACUGUAGAAACCGCUUUCAGAAAAGAAUUCAAAUUCCAAGUUGAAAGGUUUAGAAACAUAAGGCAUCUGAAACAAAAGAUAUCAGAACAAGCAAAAGGGUUUCCAUUUGUUAACGUUGAUGAUCAAGAAAUCUUGUGUAAUGGCGAAAAGCUUGAUGAUCAAAGACUCAUUGAUGACAUUUGCAAGAAUCAAGAUGCUGUUGUUCAUUUGGUUGUUCAGAAGCCUCAAGAAUCUCAACCUAGAAAAGAUCUUGGAAACAAAAAGAUUCAAAACAAAUCACUUUUGCAGCCUGUUAUCAUCAAUCCUGAUUUGAAAAUUCCACCUGUCAUAUGGGACAUGUUACAUUCAGCAUCAGAAGGUUUAAAAAAAAUGAAAAAACCAAUUAGAUCAUCCGAGGGGACAGGUGGCGCGUAUUUUAUGCAACACCCAUCAGGGAAAAAAUACGUUGCUAUUUUCAAACCCAUAGAUGAAGAACCAAUGGCUGUUAACAACCCUCAAGGGCUACCUCCAUCAACAAAUGGUGAAGGACUAAAGAGGGGGACUAAGGUAGGCGAAGGUGCACUGAGGGAAGUUGCAGCCUACAUCCUUGACCAUCCGUUGACCGGACCUCGGUCAACAAAAAUGGAGAUGGGUUUUUCGGGUGUGCCCCCAACGAUCAUGGUAAAGUGUUUGAAUGAAGAGUUUAAUCAUCCACAAGGGUAUGAUGGUGGUGAAAAGAAUAUCAAGAUUGGAUCUUUGCAGAUGUUUGUUAAGAAUUGUGGUAGUUGUGAGGAUUUGGGGCCUAGGGAUUUUCCAGUGGAGGAGGUUCAUAAGAUCACGGUGUUUGAUUUGAGAACCGCAAAUGCCGAUAGGCAUGCGGGAAAUAUUUUGAUGAACCGCGAAGGUGAUCGAAUUGUGUUGAUUCCUAUUGAUCAUGGAUACUGCUUGCCCGAGAAUUUCGAAGAUUGCACGUUUGAUUGGCUCUAUUGGCCACAAGCGCGUGAACCCUACUCACAAAAAUCACUUGACUACAUAAACUCACUAGAUGCAGAGCAAGACAUAGCACUUUUAAGCUCAUAUGGGUGGGACCUUUCACUCGCAUGUGCACGUACCUUUCGCAUCUCCACCAUGCUUCUAAAAAAAGGUGCAAAAAAAGGGCUCUCCCCCUUCACCAUAGGCAAAAUCAUGUGUAGAGAAACAUUAAACAAAGAAUCCAUGAUUGAAAAGAUUGUUGAAAAAGCCCAUGGUUUCAUGAUCACGGGAAUGAGUGAGGCUGUGUUUCUUGAAACUGUCUCUAAGAUUAUGGAUUCUGAGCUUGAGAAUGUGUGUGUUUAGGGCUCGUAUAGGAUUUGGGUAAUUUGUUGGGUU
Molecule: messenger RNA, 2022 nt
Organism: Lactuca virosa
Lineage: Eukaryota; Viridiplantae; Streptophyta; Magnoliopsida; Asterales; Asteraceae
Source: the annotation of a GenBank genome assembly